Cicer arietinum (chickpea) is the source of this 1331-nucleotide messenger RNA. RefSeq lists its product as uncharacterized. Gene Ontology annotation, biological process: intracellular signal transduction. NCBI's taxonomy places the organism in Eukaryota, Viridiplantae, Streptophyta, Magnoliopsida, Fabales, Fabaceae. The record is from RefSeq and is a predicted model, not a curated record. Gene Ontology annotation, molecular function: protein serine/threonine kinase activator activity.
AGGAAAAAGAGGAAAAUAACCCUUGAACCCACUUGGAUGCUAUUGCUAUCUGGGUUAAUUAUUGGUUAUGAUGACGAUCUCAUAGAUCAUAAUUACGAUGAUGAGUAAUUGAAAUCAAUAGAACAAAAACCACCACCAUUUUCGUUUCAUCCCAACAUUCUGUAACGAUCAUCAUCGUAUAUCAUGUCGUUCUCGUUCUUUAAGGUUUCGAGGCCUAAAACGCCGCAGGAAGUGGUCAAGUCUAUCAAAGAGAGUCUCAUGGCUCUCGAUACCAAAACCGUUGUUGAAGUUAAAGCCCUUGAAAAGGCUUUAGAAGAAGUUGAAAAGAAUGUUGUAACAAUGAGAACUAUGCUUUCUGGAGAUGGAGAAUCAGAACCGAAUUUGGAUCAGGUUUUACAGCUUGUGGAGGAAAUAUGCAAGGAGGAUGUUCUUACUCUUGUUAUUCACAAACUGCCUAUACUUGGAUGGGAAGCUAGAAAAGAUUUAGUCCACUGUUGGUCCAUAUUAUUGAAACAAAAGGUUGAAUCCAGUUAUUGCUGUGUAGAAUACAUUGAGCAACACAUUGAAUUACUAGACUUUCUCGUUGUAUGCUAUGAUAACAAAGAAAUUGCGUUGAGCUCUGGCAUAAUGUUGCGGGAGUGCAUCAAAUUUCCUAGUCUUGCAAAAUACAUAUUGGAAUCUGCAAGCUUUGUGUUGUUCUUUAAAUUUGUAGAGUUGCCUAACUUUGAUGUAGCAUCUGAUGCAUUUUCUACAUUUAAGGACCUUCUCACUAAACAUGGAAAUGUGGUCUCUGAAUUUUUGACGGCUCAUUAUGAUGAGUUCUUUGAUCUAUACGAGAGGCUCUUGACGUCUCCUAAUUAUGUCACAAGGAGGCAGUCUAUUAAGCUUCUCUCGGAUUUUCUUUUGGAAUCUCCCAAUGCUCAGAUAAUGAAGCGCUACAUCUUAGAAGUUCGUUUCUUGAAAGUCAUGAUGACAUUGUUGACGGAUUCAAGUAAAAAUAUUCAGUUAUCAGCUUUCCACAUUUUCAAGGUUUUCGUUGCUAAUCCUAAUAAGCCUCGAGAAGUGAAAAUCAUUCUGGGGAAGAACCAGGAGAAGCUGCUAGAAUUGCUUCAUAAUCUAUCCCCAGGAAAAGGUUCAGAAGAUGAACAAUUUGAGGAGGAAAAGGAGUUUAUCAUCAAGGAAAUUGAAAGAAUAUCAGUCUAAGUGAUUUAUUCCACAACAGUUUGUAUUUGAUUCUGUAACAACUUUGUUGACGUACGCAAAAAAAAAAUGUUUGUUUGUAUUUUUAUAAAUACAAACUUAAUCAAAGGCAUCAAUUGAUUUGAUACUAA